CCUCCCCUGCCAGCCGGUUGCGGCGUGGCCGUUGGUACAGCCCCGCCUGGCGGGAGGAGGGAGCGCGGCCGUAUCUCCCGCGGCGGCGGCUGGUGCUGCAGGCGGAGGUGGAUCGAAAGCCAGGGCGGUGGGUAGCGGAGCGCCAGACCGCUGAGGCGGUGGGCGGGAAGGCGGCCGGGCGGAGCUUCACUUCCGCGCCUUGUGCGAGGGGCCGGGCUGCGUGGCCGUGUGGUGGGAGCCGUAUUCUCGGGGGAAGGGGCAGCUUCGGCCGCGGCAGGCUCAGCCGAGCCCCGUGUGCGCGAAGACGGGCUAGCGAGCGGCGGGCAGGUGCUCCAGGCUGCGUGCGGCCCACUCCGACCCGCGUAGUGUUUUUAUCCUGGCAGCAGGACCUCGGGCGGCGGGCAGCGCCUCGGUGGCUGGGGCUGGAGGUGCAGACCCCUCCCCUCGGCCCAGUUCGCCUGGAGGCAACAGGCGUCGCGUCGGUGAGAAAACAUGAGCCGAGAUUUCAAACCCGGAGACUUGAUCUUCGCCAAGAUGAAGGGUUAUCCCCAUUGGCCAGCCAGGGUGGAUGAAGUUCCUGAUGGAGCAGUAAAGCCUCCUACAAAUAAAAUGCCUAUUUUCUUUUUUGGCACCCAUGAGACGGCAUUUUUGGGACCAAAGGACAUAUUCCCUUACUCUGAAAAUAAAGAUAAAUAUGGCAAACCAAAUAAAAGAAAAGGUUUUAAUGAAGGGUUGUGGGAAAUUGACAACAAUCCCAAAGUGAAGUUUUCCCAUCAGCAGUCCCAUCCAGCUGUUAACACUCCAGUCAAAGAAGCUGUUCAAGAAGGUAGUCAGGAGCCUGCUGAGGGCAGUGAAGAAAAAGCAGGAGCAAAAAGAAGGAAGUUUUCUGUCCCAAAAUUGUCUCCUAAAGGAGAUAAUAAUUUACCUGCAGAAGCUGAAACAGAAGAAAAGGAGAUGGACACUUCAACAGAAGAUGAUAUGCCUUUGGAAAAAAGCAAUAAAGAAGAUAUGGUGAAAACAAAUGAUGCUUCUAUUCCUAAAGUUGCUAGAAGAGGAAGAAAAAGAAAGGCUGAAAAACAAACUGAAACUGAGGAAACAGCAGUGGGAACAGCAGCAGUGGCAACAGCAGCUCCUGUGUCAGCAUCUCCAAAAGUAAGCCCCAAGAGAGGAAGACCAGCAGCUUCUGAAGGAAAAGUUCCAAAACCAAGAGGGAGACCCAAGUUGGUGAAACCACCUUGUCUUUCAGAAAGCGACUUCAUUAAUGAGGAGGAGAAGGUAAAGAAAAGAGGACCAGAAGAAAAGCCCAAAAAGCAAGGGAAAAAAGAUGAGGAAAGUCAGAAGGAAGAGGAUAAAUCUAAGAAGGAACUUGACAAAAAGGAAGGAAAGAAAGAGACUGAACCUAAAAGGAAAAGUGCUGCAAAAAUGUGUUCCACCUCAGCUUCUGAUUCUGAAGAUGAUGGAGAUGAACAAGAAAGUGACAAGAAGAAAAAAGGGGGAAAAAGUUUUCAGGCAGCUCACAGAAGAAACAUUAUUAGAGGACAACAUGACAGAGAAGUAGCAGAAAGAAAGCGUAAGCAGGAGGAGCAGACAGAAUCUGAAUUGCAAAGUAAAGAAGAAGGCAAGAAAACAGAAGUUAAGAAGAUGGAGAAGAAGAGAGAAACAUCAAUGGAUUCUAGGCUUCAAAGGAUACAUGCAGAAAUUAAGAACUCCCUGAAAAUUGAUAAUCUUGAUGUGAACAGAUGCAUUGAGGCUCUUGAUGAACUUGCAUCUCUUCAAGUCACAAUGCAGCAAGCUCAGAAACAUACAGAGAUGAUUCUGACUCUGAAGAAGAUAAGGAAAUUCAAAGUUAGCCAAGUUAUCAUGGAGAAAUCUACUAUGCUCUAUAACAAGUUCAAGACCAUGUUUCUGGUUGGAGAAGGAGAUUCUGUUCUUUCCCAAGUACUAAAUAAAUCACUUGCUGAACAGAAGCAGCAUGAGGAAGCCAACAAAACCAAAGAACAGUGGAAGAAAGGAGCAAACAAAAAAAAUGAAAAGGACCAAACAGGUCCAAAGGUUCUGAAUGGAGGGUCUGAAGCUCAAGACACCAACCAGCCACAACACAAUGGUGAGAACACUGAGGAGAAGAAAGACAGGCAUGAGGUUGGCACUAAGAAAAAGACAUGUGGUGAAGAGAGAGAGCUUGAAAAGCCAGCAAAAGAUUCUGCCUUUGAAAGCAAAUGACACCACUGGAGUGAUUUUUUAAAACACAAAUCUAAGGGGAUCGUUAAGUUUUGCAUUUGAAAUCUAUAGACUGCUGAAAGUUUAAAAUAAUUUUAUAAGGAUAGUAUUUUAAAGUUACAUUUUGUGGAAUAAAAGCCCCUUCAUAAUCUUGGUUUUAAAGUAUUUAAACACUUUUGCCAAGUUUUGUCCAGUAUUAACAGGUAGCACAUUUCAAAAUAUUAAAUUCCACUUAGAAGACAAAUGCUUACAUGUUACAGGACUUAGAGUUGUAGUAUAUUUUUACCUGACUACUGUAUGUUUGUUUAGCAGGGAAAAGUGUAAAUACUUUUAACUGCCCAAUUGCUUUGUCUGUAUGAAACCUGCCCUCCUCUUACGAUACUGACCUCUGUCUGUGCAUAGUUUUUUCAAUUGUUGGAAUGUCUUUCACCGUGUUUUUUAGGAGUUGGAUGCAGCGUUUUUAUAGCUGUUAAAAUGUUAAUGUUCGAGUAUACUUAAUCACCUUUUGUAAACAAGUUCUAGUUCUGUUCUUGCAAAACUCACUGUGCCAAUUUACUGCAGUGUGACUUCACAGUAUGCUUCUGGUAUAAUCAGCGUACUAGAAAGAAGCGUGGUGUUCCCACAAAACCUGCUGAUGCACACUGGCUGGAAAUCAUUGUCCUGGACAACUUAACAGAAAUAAAGUAUUUUAACCAAUAGAGACUGGCUCUUAACAGAGGCGAAAAAAUGCACAGGCACAAUAUGUGUCUGGUUUUAGCACUGUCUCAGUUUUACGGCCUUGGUGAUGACUGUUUAAAAUUAGGCUGACCUCACUUACCUCAGGAUAGGAUGGUGUCAGAGAGGAAUUCAUGAAGUUACGCUGAUACCGUAUCUACCAUAAGGUAGGAGUGUGGUGAGAUAGCUAGUUGUUAAAGGUCAAAGGUCAGAGAUUCCCAAAACACCAAGCAAAGAUCAUUGACUGUUAAGGUUGCUUGGUAAUGUCACCAACGUCCUGCGAACUGGUGUCCUGACACUGAGCUUGGCCCAUUAUAAUGUUAAAAAAUACAUCUCCUAGCUAGAGAAGCCCCUUACCUCCUGAGCAUGCACAGUGAAUUUAAAAGUAGCUGUAUCUUUACAGUGAAGCAAGGAAGAGACUAGCCAGUGGCUAGAUAGUAGGCACUGACAUAAGGCAUAGCUAAUAGAUUUUGCUGUAUAAAUGUCUCCUGCAGAUUUGAGCUGGUGUGCUGGCUUUGUGGCUUUAUCACUUUGCACCCUUGUCUGUGCAGAGCUAGAAUAAAACAAGUGUCACGAC
Pogoniulus pusillus (Red-fronted tinkerbird) is the source of this 3508-nucleotide messenger RNA. It is a transcript of the gene PSIP1, whose product is annotated as PC4 and SRSF1 interacting protein 1. The transcript has 17 exons. The record is from RefSeq and is a predicted model, not a curated record. Lineage: Eukaryota; Metazoa; Chordata; Aves; Piciformes; Lybiidae. Bases 493 to 2220 code for a protein of 575 amino acids.